Lymnaea stagnalis (great pond snail) is the source of this 1306-nucleotide messenger RNA. The record is from the annotation of a GenBank genome assembly. Lineage: Eukaryota; Metazoa; Mollusca; Gastropoda; Lymnaeidae.
GAAUUCUGAAUGCUACAGGCACAUGCCCCGUGUCAGCUACGACCAGCGAUGCAAGAAUGACUCCGUCAUGUCCGCCAUGGUCGUGGUCAACCUCUUGGUGCACAGGGGGCCGUUCGUCCUGUACAUGUGCGGGCGUGUGGGUCGACAGGAACAUUGUACGAAAAGUGGUGAGUUGUUUCAAUUUCAAAGGGAUGUAAGCGUCUAGUGGGUCACUUAUCAUUUUCCCGGGACCCUUGGUUUAUUUAUAAAAGCUGUGUUGUUUUUUCAACGCGGAAUAAAGCUGAGAUGCCAUGGUCUCCGAUAAUUAAAUGCUCAUAAAUUGUUGGUCAACAUUUCACAUUUUAGCAUUCUACUUACCUGCUUUAUAUAUCGUAUUGGAGAUUCAAAUAAGAAAUAUUUGGAAUGAAUAAGUAAUCUAUUUUUUUGCUUCAAAGUGGCUUUUGAAUAUUUUUCCACCCGCCUUUUACGCUUUAAAAAAAUUCAAAUGUCAGAAAUAAUACAAAUGUCAGACAUCAGACAAAUUUCAGAAAUUUGAGAAAAGUCUGAAGUAAGACAAAUGUCAGAAAUAAUACAAAUAUCAGACAUCAGACAAAUUUCAGAAAUUUGAGAAAAGUCUGAAGUAAGACAAAUGUCAGAAAUAAUACAAAUGUCAGACAUCAGACAAAUUUCAGAAAUUUGAGAAAAGUCUGAAGUAAGACAAAUGUCAGAAAUACGACAAAGAGAAGGGUGGGCCAAGUGUUUGAGCAAAAAAUAUAUAGGCCUAUAAAUUAGUCCAUAGAUUCCAUAAAAUAUUUUUGCAAAGUUUAUGAACGUCACCUGUCUUCUUAUGUAUGUGAUAGUUUUCAUGUCCAUUACCAACUACCCGCUGAUCCACAGACUACCUGAAUCGGUACGGGGAACACUUUAGGUUCCACUGUCCCCAGGGCGGCGUCAUCACCGCCGUGGAGUAUCAGUACAGCGAAGCCGACGAAGACGGGCUAUUCAGGAUCACGUGCUGUAAGGUCAAGGGCAAGCUAGUCACCAACUGCAACCCGUGGAAGGAGUCCGGCGGAUUCAAGCAGUACGUCAGGGUGUCCCACAUGGACGACGCGGCCUACCACCCGAUCCCGGCAGUCACGGGGGUGCUGUCCAAACCGUCGACCAGAGAGGGCGCGGAUUACCAUUACAAGACUCGGGAGUUCAUCGUUUUGAUAUGUAACCUGGAGUAAGAGACUCCGCCCCCCGAGGGUGGAUACUUUCCGACAAGGUUCAGCCCAAAGUGGGGCUGUCACGGCGAAUAACUCACAUACAAAUGUUUUUAAAGGCG